This is a messenger RNA of Rhineura floridana, 4212 nucleotides long. RefSeq lists its product as uncharacterized. The transcript is spliced from 5 exons. The record is from RefSeq and is a predicted model, not a curated record. NCBI's taxonomy places the organism in Eukaryota, Metazoa, Chordata, Lepidosauria, Squamata, Rhineuridae. The coding region runs from base 652 to 1728 and encodes 358 amino acids.
GUGGAAAAGCAAAGUAAACAAACAAACAAAAAAUCUGUUGAGAUGUUUUCAGUGGGGUGGGAUGAAGGGAGAACACCUUUAACGAGGAUAACUAGUGGUUGUCAAUCAAAGCCUGAAAAAUAAAAAACAGCGAAGGACUGCAGCUACCGUUCUGAACAGUAACUGUGCUCUGAAAUAGGGAUUGCUUGCUAUAUGCUAUUGGCACAAAAACCAUCUGGAAUCCUGUUCCGAGGCAGUUUGUACAGACUCCCUUAUUGCUUUGGUGGGCGGGCUCUGAGGAUAAGCAGGCUGCCUUGGCUUCCGAAGUUUGUAAGAGAAGCAGGAAAGGCCGUGGAGGAGCGGUAGCAGAGUGGAACCAAAGGAAGCCAUCCUGGUUUGCUUUCCCUGCGGAACGGAAUGUGCAGCUCUCCCCUUGGCUAAGCUUGUGUGCAUAGCGUUUGCAGGCGUCCCCAGUCUCUUAUCCGUUGCAUGAGGAUGACUUGACAGAGGGUGAAGAUCCGAAGUUCUUGUUCAUGUAUCUCAGUGAAACUUUUAGCAUGGAUAACAAAGAAGUCUGGAGCAAAUUCGCCAACCAUCUGCUAUCCCAUGAUUAAAAUAUCAAAAAUGAAUAACUAAUAAUCUGAAAGACAGUUUGUUGUGCAUUUCAACACGAUGAGCCGCCGUGGCAACAAUUGGGCCUACACUGAGGUCAUUGACCUCCUGGAUAUAUGGGGAGAGCAGAAGAUCCAGAAGCUGCUUCAGAGCAGCUACAGAAAUAUGGACACGUUCCAAGUAAUUGCAAGCGAGAUGGCAAAGCGUGGACAUGAGCGUACUGCCCAGGAAUGCCGGACCAAGACUAAAACUAUGCGAAGGGAUUACAAAAAGGCCAAGGACAAUUCCUCUUUGAUGGGCGGACGUAUGACUUGCCCUUUUUAUGAGCAGCUUGAUAGAAUAUUGGCAGGCGAUUCUAGUUUCCAGCUCCCAAGGAGGCUAGCAAAUGUUGCUCUGCCAGAGGAAUCAUCAGGGGAUACCAAUUCUCCAUGUCCUGUGGCAGAGGGAGCAGUGCCAGUGGCGACCGAGGACUAUAGCGAGAGCCAGGACCAGUUUGCCCCAUGCACACAGAUAGCUGUUGAGAUCUCUGAUGCUGCCACACCCAGUCCCAUGUUCUACAUGACAAAGGGAGUCUCUGCAAAGUCUGCAAGCAUGUCUUGGCCAGCAGCAAAAGCUGAUCACCCAGCUCCCUCCCUAUCCUCUAUGUUCUCCAGUAAUCCAGGCAGCUCAUCAACCAAAGGUUCAAGAAUGGAUGCAACUGUAGCACCCUCAUCGGCAUUGCUGCCCAACUACACAACUCUUUCUUCCGAAGGGCGCCUAACCAGAGUCAGAAAGCGCCAAAGAAAAACCAGAAAUGACUUGGUCAUGGAAUUGUCACGAAUAGCAGACAGGAGGGUUCAGAUCACAACUGACAGGAUCCUGUCAUCCUUGAACAGAUAUGCCACAGCAGACUUGCAAGACCGCGAGAGAGACCGGGCAGACACUGCGCAAAUUAUUGCCAUCAUGCAUCGUCAGACGGAAUUGCUGGAAUCGCUGGUGCAGAUGCAAUCUGUCGAACAGACACCAGUAUCCCCUGUGCCCUCAUGGCAUGCUCGGCCACGUUCUGCAAUCUCCCCUCCUUCCCGCUCAGGUGUCUCGAGGAGGACGCUAGUGCCCAGGGUGAACCACAGGAGGAGACCACAGAAGUACAGCCCUUAAUUGUACAACUGAGGAAGCAGAAUUCAUAGGAAAAGUUGCUGGGUGCCACUUGAACAAUAUAAUAUGUUACUGACAGCCUAUACCCAGAGGCAUUUAUAUUAAUUGCUGGGGAUUUUAACGCUAGAAUAAGACAAAUGUUGAGGCAUUAUAUGCUGCUAAAGCGUCAACCCUAUCACUUGAGAGUAGGCCCCUUUGAACUCAGUGGGAUUUACUUCUGAGAAGACAUGCAUAGGAUUGUUCUCUUAAGUGUUUGGAUUUAAAUACUCUGGAAGAUUAUUUUGUAACAUCCAUCCAAAGACACCAAAAUUAAUGAUCAGGUUCCUUAUUGGCCCUGUGGGUUAGACACUUAGGUGCUAAGAUCUUGAAUGGCUCCUCCCCUAGUUAUGUUGAUGGAUGUUGCCAUUUGGCUCCCAAUAUUCUGGGUUUUGAUGAUUCAGUCUUCUACUCCACCUUGCUUUCCACCUUGCUUCCACCUUACCUUUCUUUGUUUUGUAUUUCUUAAAAUAUUAUUUAAGCAUUUAAUUCCCUCCCCCUGUUUAAUUUACCAUGUCCCAUUAUCAUCUGCAAGGCAGUAUAAGCACACGAUGGCUAGGGCAAACUAGAGGUCAGCAGUCUCCCUUUUCUACUCAGCUUGACUCUUUUGUCCUCUGUGGAUAGGUGGGUCUAGCUUUCCUCUUCUGUGCAAACAGGAUAAAGAUGAUGGGCAUUGCUAUGGGCAUAUGUACAUGAAAUUGUAUAUUGCACAGGGAGGAAAUAUAAGUAAGCCAAUAUCAAGCAUUUAUUUAAUGCUAACAGUAACCUAGCUGAAGUAUAGACCAGAACAGUGAUAUACUUAUGUUUGCUAUGGGUACCUCCACAUAUGACAUUGAUGUAGUCAGGGCUUGGUACUUUUCUGCUGAAUAGUAGGAAGAAAAGCUACUUGUUUAAUCCCUCUUUUUCCCAAUUCAUCCCUUUUGUAAUACAUAAAAAUCUUUCUUUUCCUAGCUAAAAGCAUGACAUCUGCCGCACAACUAUGGCAUAGCCUGUGGGGUGGGCAGGUGAGGAACUGGUGUGUGCCGAUGUCACUGGUGUACACAGGUUUUGAAAACUGGUGCAGACAUGGCCUUUACUGUUUAUGUUAGGUAGAAGAGAUGGGUGCCAAAGGAGAAGUUACAGAUGGAUAAGAAGUCUGAAAGAGGAAAGCGAAAUGACUUCAUCAAUGGAGGGCAGGCAAUUCUAGGCCUAGAGAAGGAGAGAGGUGUGCAUUAGACCUGGAGAUGGCAAUGCAUGAAAAAUACCGUGCAGGCUGAUUUCAGCCUGCAUAGGAAAGUGAGGAUAAAAAAGAGGAGAUACAGGGAAUGGAGAAAGGUAGAGACCAGUAAAUGCAAAGACUAAAAGCUUAAUGCUGGAUGUCACCAUCAAGGGGGAUUCAGUGCAGAAACUGCAGGUGAGGGUGAUAUGAUCAGAAUAACGGAAGCAAGAGUUCUGUUAGGUUGCUUCUGGAUGACAGCUCUUCCCCACAAUGGUAGUACUAAAUAGGAAGAAGAGGAGCAAAGUAUCUCACAGGAAAAGUUCCAUCUAGUCUGCAGGUUUGGCUCUUAUAUUUUGCACCACUUUUGCUCUGUAGCCUGUGCCAAUCACACUAGUUUGUUUGGACUAAAGCAAUAAACCCAGGGAAUUGACACAACAACCAACUAGGUUGCUGACUCAGGGCACACCAAUUGAGUGUGCCUGCCACUCUCCGCAAUCACUGCAGAAAACAACAAUGUAAAACAAAGUCACACAGCAGAGAAGGCACCCAAAGUAAUGAUCUUAAGGAAAAUGGUCAACUAUACAAUAGGAACAUGUGAACCACGAUGAAUGAGAACAGUGGCUUUAAAACUUAGUUCCAGGGAUCCUUCAAUGAGAAAAAAAAUUAUGGUGGACAGUUUUUCCUGGGAGAGGUUGCUUGCUACUGUUGAUUUUCCCGCAAUAUGCAGAUACAGAAGGGGGGGGUAUGUUCUAGGGCAUACACUUGGAUCACAUGGGGCAGUAGAGAUAUCCUACAGGCCUGGCCAUUGAUCGUUUUGGGUUGCUUAAGCCCUACAGCACGCCCCCAAAUCCUUGGAAGAUGCUUGGAGCAGGAGUUAGUGUAAGAAAUGUUCUGAAGAUAAAUUUCAAAACCACUGGGGCUAGAGGGAAUGUAUGUAAAGCCAAGCACCUUUAACUUCUUGAAAUAUGAGAGGUAGCCAAACUGAGCAGUAACCAGUUAUCUAGAAUAAUGAAUGAAUGGGCUUACCACAGACCUUUAGAUAAUGGGGAGCAAAUUAUUUUGGCCUCCAAAAGGUAAGAGCAACAGAUAAACAUAGCACCUCCUAUGGGUCUGGCAGUGGGUGUGGAAGGGCCCUUGUUUCAGGGCAAGGGUUCUGUUGAGAAACAUAAGGGAUAUCCUAGGUUAGAAUUGUAUUUUAGCUUUUUUUUUGUAAUGGCAAACUUCUGUUCUUUGCUUGCUUGUGUUACACAUUC